Molecule: messenger RNA, 4447 nt
Organism: Zeugodacus cucurbitae (melon fly)
Lineage: Eukaryota; Metazoa; Arthropoda; Insecta; Diptera; Tephritidae
Product: glucose transporter type 1
Exons: 13
Biological process (GO): monosaccharide transmembrane transport
Cellular component (GO): membrane
Molecular function (GO): hexose transmembrane transporter activity
Source: RefSeq, a predicted model, not a curated record
GCCGUUUUUAUCGUCAUUCCUUCAGUUACGCGCCAAAACGCACCCGACAACACGGCAACAACAGCGAACGCAAUGAAAAUCGUGAAUCACGACUGAGAUGUCAUGGCGAAGACGAAGCAACACUGCGCCAACUGCUUCUCGAGGUCUUACCUUCUUCCUAACAUACUCGAUAUUCUCAGCGGUGCUGGGUAUGUUGCAGUUCGGUUACAAUACCGGUGUGAUAAAUGCGCCCGAAAAGAAUAUUGAGAAUUUCAUGAAGGAUGUCUACAAGGAUCGCUAUGGUGAGGAUAUUAGUGAGGAGUUCAUACAACAGCUGUACUCGGUGGCGGUGUCGAUAUUCGCCAUUGGCGGCAUGUUGGGUGGUUUCAGCGGCGGUUGGAUGGCCAAUCGCUUCGGCAGAAAAGGCGGAUUAUUAUUAAAUAAUGUACUUGGCAUAUCGGGUGCUUGUCUAAUGGGUUUUACCAAAGUUAGUCAUUCCUAUGAAAUGUUAUUCCUUGGCCGAUUUAUUAUUGGUGUUAAUUGCGGUCUUAAUACAUCAUUGGUGCCAAUGUACAUCUCCGAAAUAGCGCCACUGAACUUACGCGGUGGAUUAGGUACUGUAAAUCAAUUGGCUGUGACAAUAGGUUUACUACUAUCCCAAGUGUUGGGAAUCGAACAAAUUUUAGGAACUAAUGAAGGCUGGCCAGUUUUACUUGGUCUAGCCAUAUGUCCAGCAAUAUUGCAAUUAAUAUUACUGCCGGUAUGCCCGGAAUCGCCCAGAUAUCUGCUUAUAACGAAACAAUGGGAAGAGGAAGCCCGAAGAGCGUUACGACGACUACGUGCCUCGAGUUCGGUUGAGGAAGACAUCGAAGAGAUGCGCGCCGAAGAACGCGCUCAACAAUCCGAAAGCCACAUCUCCACCAUGGAGCUCAUCUGCUCGCCCACACUGCGACCACCAUUGAUUAUCGGCAUUGUUAUGCAGCUGAGUCAACAAUUUAGCGGUAUCAAUGCGGUACUCUACUACUCGACAUCGCUAUUUAUGAGCUCAGGCCUGACGGAGGAGAGCGCCAAAUUCUCAACGAUAGGCAUUGGCGCUAUAAUGGUGCUAAUGACGCUCGUCUCAAUACCGUUAAUGGAUCGCACCGGUCGUCGAACACUCCAUCUAUACGGUUUAGGUGGCAUGUUCAUAUUCUCGAUAUUCAUAACGAUUUCAUUUUUAAUUAAGGAAAUGAUCGAUUGGAUGUCGUAUCUGUCGGUGGUGUCAACGCUCGGCUUUGUUGUAUUCUUCGCUGUGGGACCCGGCUCCAUACCGUGGAUGAUAACGGCGGAAUUGUUCUCGCAAGGACCGAGACCCAGCGCGAUGGCAAUUGCUGUACUAGUCAAUUGGAUGGCGAACUUUGUUGUCGGCAUUGGUUUCCCCAGUAUGAAGGCUGAAUUGGAGAAUUACACAUUCUUACCGUUUAGCGUUUUCUUAGCUAUAUUUUGGAUAUUCACCUACAAGAAGGUUCCUGAGACUAAGAAUAAGACAUUCGAGGAGAUAUGCGCGCUGUUCCGCCACGGCAAUGGAAGGAGUAUGCUAAACUGCACAAAUAGCUUGGAGCCACAAAGUAUGAAUUCUGGCAUCGAACAUGCCGCAUUGAUGGUAUCUGAGGAAAAGACCCAACAUGACUCACCUGCAUCCGAGCGUUGUUUAGAAGGCGGCCGAAAUACACUCCAGGGCCGGAGCGGUGCCUCUGCGCCCCAUCACCAUCGUCAGCAAAUACCUGUCUGCCCGAACAGCGGGCCUUGACUGAGGAACGCCUCACCUCCUGAAACUGCCAGUGUACAUUCAACGAAUGCUGAACAACACCAACAAUACCCACAUCAACAACACCAAACACAAGCGAAAACUUCACGCCAACAACAACAACAGCAGCAGCAACAGCAACAGCAGACACAGCAACAUCAUCACGUACAUUGUAGCUAUGAUAAGGAUAUUGUAUGUGACGACACGCAAGCGCACCUGCAGCAAUUGCAACAGCAACAACAACAGCACGGCGAUCUGCCACCGACGCCGCACCGCCACCAACCGCAACGCAAGCACAGUCACAGUCCACACCAUAGUCGCCACACAUCGCCGCACAGUCAUCACUCGCACAGCCAACACUCAUCACCGCAUCAAUCGCAUCAUCAUAUGCACGAAACCGAUUCGCUAACGCGCGGCAGCGGUAACUCAAGCUUACAUGGUCCACACGGACAUAGCCAACACAGUGAACCGCGUUCCACAAAUCGGCAUCACAGCCAUACACAUGGCAGCAGCUGCACACGACGACAUCGUUCGGCCACAGAUAUUUCCAGCACAUCGCUGAACACAUGCCACGAUCCAACCUGUGUGGAUCGCGAGGUGCAAGAGAUCUUGGUGCGCAAGACAUGUUGCAAUUCUUCGCGCACUGAGCUCGCACAAUAUUUCGCCGAGGAUCUGUACGGUUCUACACGCCGUCCCUCGUCUUGUUGCACCUCUUCGGAUUAUUGCUAUCAAACUGAUUCGACUAGUCUGUAUGGCUCACGCUCAUCGCUCAGUCGCAAUAAUUCCAUUAAGUCAGCGUCGGUUGCCUUACGCAAACGUCGUUUGCACCAGCGGCAGCCUAGUUACACAUCGAUCUCUUUGCGUGGCUUGAACGCCGGACGUCCAAGCAGUCAACCCGGUUCGCUAACUUCCGUUUUUGAUCGUGCCAAACAAAUGGGUAUCGAUGCCGUGACCAUCGAACGGCAGACAUCAAAAGAUGCGCUGAGCAAUGAUCUGCCCGAGUAUGCCUGCUCACCAUCACCAAUACGUUGGAGCUUCCUGGCCGAUGGUAAAUCUCCAACUGAAUUCGAACGCGCGGUGGGCGAUGCGGACACCAAAGAUCCGUGGACUUCUGCGGAUGAGCAACCACGUGUGUCACGUGAGCCGAAACCUACUAAAUGUGAGCAUCGCAGCGAACACCGCAGCGAGCAUCGUUCUUACACCAUGCAACACAGCAGCCGUAAGCAUGCGCACGACGAGCGUCCUAGCACUUCGGCUGCAGCGGCGGCGCGCAAGUGCCGCGAGAGUCCUAUAAACUGUGAUUUUGAAGAGACUUCGACCACGGUGCUAUUCCAUCAGGAGGCGGACUCCUACAAUAACUGUUGCAAUAACUACAUCCAAUGUAACACCUACCUCGAUCAAGAUCUGCAGAUCACCAGUGAAGACAUACAUCAAUAUCUCUCAAAGGGCAAUCAACAGUCUAGUGAUGUGUUGAACAAUUCUAAAAACUAUCCAUUCCAGCCCAGCAAUGCUUUGGAGUUUCAGUAUAAAAACAAUUUCGCCAACAACAAUACCGGUGCCGCUUCCUCGGAGGGUGGUGACAGCGUGCGCGGCUAUGAGUUCUGUUUUCGACGCAACUCCAGCAAAGAGACAAAUCUAAAUCAGAAUUCAACCGCCGCUGGCACAUCCGUUGGUGAGUCGGAGGGCGCUACAGCCUGUGCCGCGUCCUCUUGUAGCAGCACACCACUCUCGCCAACCAACAUAAACCUCUCGUCUAGCACGAAUAACAUCAACAUCGUCUUCGGCAACUACACCGAACGCAAUGCCAAUGAAGUCAAGUUCAUUAACACCACGCGCGGCGGUGAUACGGUCGCCGUCUCAACCGAGGCGCAUCACAGCGGCUACCUGCCAUACACUUACCCAAGCUACGACUAUACCAAUAUGUCGGCAAACUCGCAGUUCGACAAGCCGCUGGGCAUCGGUGAGCUGCCCAAAGACUUCACCAGCACUGCCGGCAGUGCUGCAGUUGGCGAAGAGGAAGGCGCUAUCGGUGGCUGCUCUAGCGCCACUUGUGGCUCACCAACAAUCACCGCCACAAGCGAUGGUCAACACUCAUCGCUACUGCAAUCGCCUGUGCCCACAGGUGUCUCAUUCGAAUCCUUCGAUGCCGCAUCCGAUCACAAUUUGAUCUCGUGUCGUGGCAGCUGUCAGUUUUCACCAACACCACGUUCACCAUUGUCGCCCGCAUCGCCAGCCUCCUCACCAUGUUUGUCGGCUUCCAUUAACCCCGCCGCAGCGUCCUAUGUGAAUACACAUCAUCCAUAUUUUCAUUAUCAGGCGCAUGGCGCCGAUCAACAGCAAUCACCCAGCAAUCAUUAUCACAAUCACACGCAAUAUCAUCAGCAUCAGCAAUUCACCGAAAGCUUUAAGAUCAGCAAUGCAUUCAAAAAGGUGCGCAAGCGUGCACGCAAAUAUACCGAUUUCCUGCGCAAAAAGUGAGCAAGCCGAUCGAACGAUUCGACACAAACGAUGUGCCGCGAUCAUUAAGCGAACAGCAAUCGUGCAUCGUUCGUUUGUCGACGCAUCCAACACACAUGCGGAUCGUUUGAACGAUGCUUCGCCAGCGCGAAGAUUUGUAAAAGUUUGCUAUGUGUAUACGUGUCUCUAUUUUGUGCAGAUUCUCCAUACUUUGGCAAGCGGUAU